GUGGCGCAGGACAGAAACACGGUACAGUCAAAGAAACCCUGUCAAGUAAAGACGUUUUCCUUGCAUUAACGAGCCACUGACAAAUAACCCGAGCUGUCUCCUGUCGGGGAGGACAGGCGCUGACGGUCUCCGGUGACUCUUUAUUCCCAGCAGCUGUUCGGUGACCAGCCUUAUUCCGCAUACAGCAGCAGAUGAAAGAAGCAAUGCCUGAAAAACAUGUCUCUCAAAGAAGAUAGUGAAGGGAAAAGGAGCUCUCACCACAGUCAGUUGUACACCAGCAUCCCUCGAACAUGUAUGCCCAUUGUGUACCACCCAGACUACAACAUCACCUUCAUGGGCCUUGAAAAGCUCCAUCCAUUUGAUGCAGGGAAGUGGGGGAAAGUCAUUCACUUCUUGAAAGAGGAGAAGUUCAUCACUGAUGGGAGCAUCGUGGAAGCCCUCGAAGCUACUGAAGAGGAUCUGUUGGUGGUUCACACCAAACGUUACCUCAACAGAUUAAAGUGGUCUCUGGUGGUGGCCACAAUCACAGAAAUCCCACCUCUCCUGUUUCUGCCUAAUUUCCUGGUGCAGCGGAAGGUGUUGAGGCCUUUGCGGACUCAGACUGGAGGAACAAUAAUGGCAGGAAAACUAGCUGUUGACCGAGGAUGGGCUAUUAAUGUAGGAGGAGGCUUCCACCACUGCUCCAGCGACAGAGGAGGGGGCUUUUGUGCCUAUGCAGACAUCACAUUGGCCAUCAAGUUUCUGUUUGAGAGAGUGGAAGGCAUCUCCAGGGCUACCAUCAUCGAUCUGGAUGCUCAUCAGGGAAAUGGACACGAGCGUGACUUCUUGGAUGACAGGCGAGUGUUCAUCAUGGAUAUGUAUAAUCGCUACAUCUAUCCUGGGGACGGAUACGCCAAAAGAGCCAUAAAGAGGAAGGUGGAGCUGGACUGGGGCACUGAAGACUCAGAGUACCUUCAGAAGGUAGAGCUCCACUCUGAGGGAGCGCUGAACGAGGUCCGACCUGACAUCAUCGUCUACAACGCAGGGACUGACAUCUUGGAUGGGGACCCCCUGGGAGGACUCUCCAUAUCACCACAGGGCAUUGUAAAAAGAGAUGAGAUUGUGUUCAGGGCUGCGAGGCGACGAGACAUCCCCAUACUCAUGGUGACAUCCGGCGGAUACCAGAAGAAAACAGCUCGCAUCAUCGCCGACUCCAUCCUCAACUUGCACCAGCAGGGCCUGAUUGGAGCAGAGGCUCUGGAGGGGGAGGGAUCAUCGUCACUGCUAACCAGCAUGAUGUGCAGCUCUGGAUCUGUUGGAUCAAAAUUCACUGCUGUCUGAGGGGGUCGACACUCACAGGCGAGUCGUCGACAGCUGUGACAUGUACAGGCGCUCAGCUGACUUUAUAUUGCGCAGUAAGCGUGUGACAUCAGCGCUGAUCUGAUCUGCUGCUGUCACACAGAGGUGUGAUCAUUUGAAGUUUCUGACAGGGGGCUUGUUGGCAAGGAAGCUGACGGAAAGUUUAGCAUUUUUUAUGGCGGUGACUCAAAGGAAAUAAUCACUCAAAGAGAAAAAUUGUACUGAAACAGUAGUGCUCUCCUCCUGCCUACAGCUGAUUUCAUGAGCUCUCAUAUGCCACAAAAAGAGUCGUUUAAUUUUUCAUUUGUUGGAGAAUGAUUGGUUUUAUGUUGGAUGUAUGUUCAGAGCAGCGUUUUAGAGAGGUAUUCUUUCAUCUCAGGAAAUGUAAUAAUGUCAUCUGUGGCAGAUAUGAUAUAUUAAUAAUUCAUGAAAUAACAAAGGGGUUUGAUGUUCUUACAGAUACAUGGGACGUUUAUGAAUUAUCCUCCAUCUCCUCCAUCUCUGUUAAUGGUUGCAGAGGUAAAACAAGACAAUUUCACACACUAUCACACACACUGUAGUCUAAUGCUGAGGUUUAACCUUACAGAAGAUAAUGUCUUCUUCAUUCCUCAUUAGCAUUUGGUUUCAUCAUUUCUGGUAUAAACUGCUGUUUUUCUCUAAAUAAUAUUGUAAUCAUUAUAGCAGUGAUGCUUUCAUUAAUCAAGUUCAGCUACUGACGGGUUUUUGUACUUAAUGCUUUAUAGCCACUCAAUCGUUGCAGUUAAUGUUUACAGGGAGCCUAAUAUGUUUUUACUGUGGACACUGAAGUGUUUUGCCUCUUAAGUCGUGACGAAUUUGAAACACUAAAACGUGACCGUGAGCACUUUAACUGGUGUAUGGUGAAAAAGUACCAUUCCUAAACUCCUGAAAAUCAAUGUUCUUGUCGCAGUGUGUGCCUGUGGUCUGCAGAUCAAAGCCCAAAAACUGAAAAGAGUUCAGUGAUUUAUAAGCGGGUCUGUACAGUGGAGCUGUUCACGAGUUUUAUGUCUGAUUGGUUCGCUGUAGUCAGACACCCAGAACUCCUCUAAUGAUGUUUACACAUGCAGUAGUGGUGUCAAAGGAGACAAAAUAGAUCUUUAAAAAUAUUAUAUCAAUAUGAUUAAUGCAGCGGCUGGAACAUAGCACAGCUUCCAAAAGACAUGAAUUACUAAUAAUGUCUCUUAAUGCUAAUGUACAGCAUCAAAAGGUACCUUUGCAUGUUAGUGCUUCCAAUGAAGUUAGAACUUACUAUUCAAAUUUCCAUUAAAGGAUUAUUCUGGUCUAAUUACCAAGUCAGCUGUGGAGAUCUGGGAACAUGGUGACCAUGGCUAAAAAAAAGUCCUAUGGGGCAGGAAACACAUGUGGUCAGAUGAUGGGUUGUUUUAAACAAGCCUGUUUCCAGACCUCUGAAUCACUGCCUACGUCUCUGAGGUGUUCAGUGAUUCAUGUAGGUCUGCUGAUGUGCCAAUAACUGCCUCUUUCCCCCUGUUGAAGAAAUCAUCAUCAUCGUCAGAGAUUCACAGGUGAGAUUUAGAAAGGGCAUCACUUCUUCUUACGUACAGUCCAAGAAAAAUAGCAGCAGGACAGUGGCAACAACCAUGCCUGAGAUUGGUGCAGAUUGUUGUAAGUCAUCUUACAGGCAUAGUGUUACAUCUGCAGGAUGUCACUCUUGGCUAGGGCAAACAGGACUUUGCUGAUAUGGACACCAUGUCAGGCUGAAUGAAUGAAGUGAAACAGAAUGGCAGUUCAGUCUGAUUAUCAGGCUUCAACCCCAAUGAACAAGAAGAAAAUUAUUACCCAAAUUCUGCACAGGAAACAUUGUUCACAGGUUGCAGUCCAGCUUUUUCCUGACAUUUUAGGUGCUUUCAACCUUCAUUUAUAACCCGUCUGACUGCCGAGGAUUCAGACGUGUCACCGUGUCUCCAGAUCUCAGCAGUUACUGUGGUGAAUUCUCUACAAAGUCAUCAGUCAGACUGAUAGAAAUGAUAGAAAGGUUGUAAUAACACUCCAUCUAGUGCUUCAUCCAACUUUAAUGGCCACUGGGUAAAAUCAUGUCAAUUUCUGCCACCAGAAGGUUUUUUUUUUUUUUUUUGCAGGAGGACAUAACUGUGAAUUUUAAAGGCACAUUCCUCUAUGUCUGUGCCCAACUUUGUGAUGAAGGUCCAAUAACACACCUUACAUCAAAAUCUUGUCCGACAUAGCUUAAACCAAGCUAACUGACAUCCAGGCAACAACCAGGGGGAGCACAGUAGCUGCAGAAGGAUGGAUGGUUGCACACAUGUUCAUACUUGGGAAUUGCACAGUACACCAAGCCAUGUGCAGUGCUGCUGGCUUGUGAUGAACUCGGCUGUGGAAUGCAGGAACGCGUAGACAUCAGAUCUGAUACAUCCUGCAGUCCUGAAUGAGUGUUUGGAAAGCUCAGGGAGAAGAGUUCAGCUAGACAAAGCUGUUGACCAAAUUGGAAGAGAUGUUAAUGUUACUGUGAAUGUGGCCAAAGGGUAGUUUUCAUAAUAAAACCACACCCUCUGUGGACUUUGUCUGCCACUGCAUCGGGUGUGUCUUGCAGCCGAGUGGACCUGAAGUGGCAGCUAGCACGUGCUGUUGUAAUGAUUUUCCAAUGCAUUUUCACAUUCAUUAAAAACAACAUUCAAAAGUUAAGACUGGAGCACAGAGUCAUGAUCAUUUGAAGGAUUAAAAGGCUUAUCUGUGAAUAACAUGAAAAGCAGUGUCCGGGUGCUUAUCCAGGAAGCUGUUUGGACACAUUCAUAAUGAAACCGUGAAAGGUGGGCCAUACUAGCAGUGUCAGUGCUAAUUAGCUGAAGCCUUUGAUCUGGUGUGCUGCUUUUGAGUGCAGUUGAAAGGUUUAGUGCAGUCUACCUUUAAUUAGGACUCAGAAUAUAUCACUUAUAGUAUGAAGGCCUGUCCUUAAAACCCGAUGCAAUCCCAGAUUCUAGCUCAUCAGAUCCUCUCUGGCCAGGAUUUUAUUCUUUUGAGUGGAUUGAGUGUUGUGUGCCAAAAAUAACACUGAAGUCGUUAAAUUGUACUGUAUGCUUCUGGGUGUGUUUGUGGUUUGUGCUGACACUGAAAACUACUAUGCAUUCAUAAUAAUAUUGAAU
Messenger RNA from Chelmon rostratus (copperband butterflyfish), 4472 nucleotides. It is a transcript of the gene hdac11, whose product is annotated as histone deacetylase 11. The record is from RefSeq and is a predicted model, not a curated record. Lineage: Eukaryota; Metazoa; Chordata; Actinopteri; Chaetodontiformes; Chaetodontidae. Bases 217 to 1320 code for a protein of 367 amino acids. The transcript is spliced from 11 exons. Gene Ontology annotation, molecular function: histone deacetylase activity.